UUGGUUUGGGUGCCCAAAAGAAAGAAAAAAGCCCAGAUCGGUGUCUACAAUCAAUCAUCAUAUAUAAACCAAAAAAACAACACAAGAGAGGGCGUCUGUCCUGUUUUCCUUCUUCUUCAUCAUCAUCAUCAACGAUAAUUUCAACUAUGGCAAGCAAUCAUGGUGGUAAAGAUGCUAUGGAUGUUGAAAGCAGUGAGGGUAAUAAUACCCAAACCACUGUUGAGAUAAAGAUAAAGACUUUGGAUUCCCAAACAUACACUCUGCGAGUAGAUAAAUGCGUACCCGUUCCUGCACUAAAGGAACAGAUUGCUUCUGUUACUGGUGUAGUAUCUGAGCAGCAGCGUUUAAUAUGUCGUGGCAAAGUUCUUAAGGAUGACCAGCUUCUUUCAGCUUACCAUGUGGAAGAUGGUCACACACUGCACUUGGUUGCCCGGCAGCCGAUUAGCCCAUUAAUAGAUCAUGCAGCCAGUGAUCCAGCAUCAAGUACUAGACAAUCUAUGGGUAGCCAACAUGGGCCUAGUGUAGUGCUUGGGACGUUUAAUAUAUCUGAACAAGGUGAUGGCAGUGUUCCGGAUUUAAGUCGGAUUGUUUCUGCGGUCCUUCGUUCCAUUGGAGCUGCAAAUGCCUCAGGUGGUGGUGAAUCUGUCAGUUUGCAACAACACAUAUCUGAAAGCCUUUCACGUAUACCUGGUCUAAACGAAAUAAGAAGUUCCAGCGGACAACCUGAAGAAGCUUCUUUUACACUUCCAGCUGAUGUUUCAUUGGAAUCUUUGCAGCUCCCUGUUAUUCCUGAUUCUUUGAGUACAUUGUCCCAGUAUUUAAGACGUUUGAGGAAUGAGUUCAAUGAAAAUGUUGGACUACAGGGCAACACUUCUCAGUCUCUUGGUGGCGGGAGUGUUGGAGAAGAUUCACAUGCUGCUCCACAUUUAGCCGCUGGCCUGGGAUGUUUACCUACACCAGCCUCCCUGGGUGAAGUGACCCAGUCUACCAGACAAUUGCUAAUUGAACAAGUUGGAGAAUGCUUGGUGAAUUUGACGAGACAAUUAGGGGAUCAAACAAAUGUCAACAAUCCAAUGAUACGAGUUCAGAUGCAGUCAUAUGCUUUGAGGACAGGUGCUCUUUUGCAAAAUCUGGGUGCUUUUCUGCUGGAGCUUGGCCGCACCACUAUGACACUUCGAUUGGGACAGUCUCCGACUAAUGCCGUGGUCAAUGCUGGACCUGCCGUCUUCAUAUCCACAUCUGGUCCUAAUCCCAUUAUGGUUCAGCCUCUACCCUUUCAACCGGGAACUAGUUUUGGAACAACUCCUAUGGGUGCAGGCACUAGUUUUCCUGUUGGUUCUGGUUUACGUUCUAGGAAUAUUGAUAUCAGAAUACGUACAGGUUCGGUGUUGGCCUCAGGUGUUGAUCAAAGAGAUGCACAUGAUGGAGAGCGCCCAGCAACUGAAUCAGCAGCUUCCGAUGGUGGAGUUUCAAAUAAUCAAGCUUCUCGUAGAACUUUGCCUCAGAGCAGGGGUGGUUCUGAUGUGCGGGUAGUUCCCAUUAGGAUAUCUUCUCUGCCUCUUGGACUUGCACCAUCUGGAUCAACUCGAACUUCUAUGAGUGUAGUAUAUCCAGUGCUAGCACGAGCUCAGCAUGUUGAUUCUGGAAAUGUUAAUGGCAUUAACGGCCGCGCAUCAAAUGGAACUCACACUGAAAAUAGAGCACAUGUAGUCUUUAAUUCUGCCGCUCAGCAACAACCUCCUGAAGUUCCUGGACUUACUGGCUCGUCUCAUGGUACAAUGCAUAAUGGUGAUAGUUUUUCUACAGAGGUUCCCCAUGGACUUCAUCAACUGCUGAGAAACUUCUUUCCUGGGGAGUCGAUUGAGGCCACCGACAUCAUCUUUGAGGGAGUGAGCAGUGAACCUGUUGGAACUGCUCAAACAGCUGUCAAUUCUCAAGAAACAUCGACGGUUACUGAUCAAGGAACAUUUUUGGCUAAUUUGCUGCACCAGAUAAUGCCUGUUGUGUCUCAGCACAUCAAUGGUGUAAAUGAUGGUUCAUCUGUACCAAGUGUUGAUGCAGAAAAUGGAGCUACACAACCUUCUUCAAACGUUGAAGAGAGCCAAGGUAGAGGUGCAUCUUCUCGACAUCCAGGUGGCCCUUCAUCUUCUCCAACACCCAAACGGCGAAAGACAGAAUAAGUAAUCGCAAGGCAUGUCGCCAUCCUCUGUUUCUAUGGCGGAUACCAUGGUCUGCAUAGCUAAUUUGGCUUGACCGGAUUUCAGUUGGCUGCUGAUGGGUUAUGCAGCGAUAGACAACAAAUGUGUGAUCAAUACAUAUAGUCCUUCCCUUGGACAUCUCUGAAUCCUGUCUACAAGGCAAUCUUUUUGGGUUGAGUAAACAAUUGCAUAGUAAAACUUUGUUGAAUGUCUCAUCAUUUUAUUUAUAUAUAAUGUCCAGAGAAAUUUUAUUUGCCUAACUUUUGUGCUAAGAAUCUGAGGGCAAUUGGAACAUGUGCAUUUACAUGAUCCUUCCUGGGAAUGGCUAUUUAUGUAUAAUGUGACUUAUCAUGGUCGAACUAUUGGGGUAUAUAUCAUUAGUAUUCUCAUUUGAUAGCACA
Erigeron canadensis is the source of this 2599-nucleotide messenger RNA. Its product is annotated as ubiquitin-like domain-containing protein CIP73. Gene Ontology annotation, cellular component: BAT3 complex. The record is from RefSeq and is a predicted model, not a curated record. The coding region runs from base 147 to 2180 and encodes 677 amino acids. NCBI's taxonomy places the organism in Eukaryota, Viridiplantae, Streptophyta, Magnoliopsida, Asterales, Asteraceae. Gene Ontology annotation, molecular function: polyubiquitin modification-dependent protein binding; misfolded protein binding. The transcript has 16 exons.